AUGCGAAUUCAGUCAGCGGCACUGCCACUUAUCCUACUGUGGAUUUGGUUCGUAACUGGGAAUUGUUUGCAUAUUCGCUCCUCGCAAGGCAAUACAACCGCAAUAAAUGAAAGAGUUACUCCCAGCUCAGCCUCCUCAGAUGACCAAUGCUUGACAUACCGUUUUCCAGUAGGACAGCGCGACCCAUGUGCCGGGUAUACCUGUGCGUUCAUGGGCUGGUGUAUACCGUCAAGUGAUCUAAAACGACCAACAUGUGUAUGCUAUAACAACUGUUUCGACGUGGGAGAUUCCACUGAUAAGGGAGUGGUCUGUGCCUCCGACGGAGUGGAGUAUCCAAGCUUGUGCCAUUUACGUCGAGCAGCCUGCAGUAUGAUGAUAGAUCUGAGUGUUACGUAUAAUGGCAAAUGUGGUAAGCUUUAUUAA
Protopolystoma xenopodis is the source of this 423-nucleotide messenger RNA. NCBI's taxonomy places the organism in Eukaryota, Metazoa, Platyhelminthes, Monogenea, Polystomatidea, Polystomatidae. The record is from the annotation of a GenBank genome assembly.